Messenger RNA from Amoebophrya sp. A25, 1107 nucleotides. The record is from the annotation of a GenBank genome assembly. NCBI's taxonomy places the organism in Eukaryota, Dinophyceae, Syndiniales, Amoebophryaceae.
CUUGGAUAACGUCGUCUGAGGCAAUAGAAAAAUGGGCAGUUGAAUCGUACCUAACGGUAACGCUUCUUCAGUAAAGCAGGAGCGAUUGAGUUGCAAGUCAGUAUCCAAGUAAAAAAGUUGUGCCGCCUAUUCCCUGAGUAUUUUCUACACCCUCACCGCUUCUUUCUAUGAAGACAACGUCGAGGAUUCACCCUCCCAACAUUGUAGAAUCGUCGAGAAGAUCUUCACUGAAAUUCGUUGGCGCACGCUGAAGUGUGAUGUUAAAGUUCAUACUAACUACAAGAUGAAGAUGAAGUUGUAGGUCAUGCUGAGCUUUGCGGGGUUUUACGUCGGUGCUUGCACUCAGGCGUGCCGCUGCUUCGGUCGUAUGCUAGCUGCGCAUUUUGUGAAGAUGCGGUGCAUCACGCCAGCUGCCGGCAGCGAAAGAAUACCAGGGAGCGGCGGUCAUCGUAAUCCGUGAAGAUGAUGCGAGGAUCAUGUUGACGUCGAUCUUGUAUACGAAUAUCGGGAAGGAAGAACUAUCAUCUGUGCGCUUUCUACGUCGCUUGACAUGCCAACACCGGGCCUGAGGGUCAGGAGCAUCAGCCCGAUGCUGUCGGUCAGACGAAGACGAAUCGCGUGCGUGUCCUCUGCCAGGUGGACUGCCCAGACCCUUCACAUGCUCAUUUGCGUGCGGAAUAAGAGUAGCGCACGAAUGGGAAUAGUCGCUGCAAACCGCAGAAGAGAAGGCACAAGAUCGAGGGCAAAUGGACGAAGGCCGCUCGUCCUUUGGCGAGAUGCGUCCACAGUGCCGCUACAUCAGAUGUUCGAUGGGUAUAGGAAAACGUCCCUCGUAUCGAUGUGUUUUAAGCUACGUGCCCAUAACGUUUCAAAUAAGAAAAGGUUGAAAUACAGUUAGAGCGCACGUGUAUUAAUAUAUUGAAUGAUCAACAAGAACAACAGUUACAGUGCUUGUGAGCCUACCACCUGUUUGUCCUUCACGAUAAUGUAUUUGAAUGUACUUCUGUGCAGCGACCUCGCUCUAAUCCGUGGGCUUGGAGAAUUUGGCUUGUGUCACGCACUCUCGCCUUUUGUCUCGCCGACACUUUUUUGGGCUGUGCCGUUUUU